This is a messenger RNA of Magnolia sinica, 1496 nucleotides long. RefSeq names its product GDSL esterase/lipase At1g31550-like. Gene Ontology annotation, molecular function: hydrolase activity, acting on ester bonds. Bases 35 to 1222 code for a protein of 395 amino acids. The record is from RefSeq and is a predicted model, not a curated record. Lineage: Eukaryota; Viridiplantae; Streptophyta; Magnoliopsida; Magnoliales; Magnoliaceae. The transcript has 5 exons.
ACCCGUUUGUUUCCAUCUCGACUCUUCCUCCAAAAUGGCCUUCUCCUCAUCUCCUCGCCUCUUCAACCUCCAUCUCUUCAUCACCAUCUUCCUCUCAUUUUCUGGAAUCGAUUCCGUAUCGGGCUGUUACACUUCCAUCUUCAGUUUCGGCGACUCUCUCGCCGACACCGGAAACUUGCUCUACCUUAACAAGUCUUCCAACAUAGGCGAUUUCCCCUAUGGAGAGACUUACUUCCACCAUCCAACAGGCCGAUGCUCCGAUGGACGUGUAGCCAUCGAUUUCAUUGCUGAAGCAUUUGGACUUCCAUUUCUGCCACCAUAUCUUGCAUGUUCGGACGGUAGAGAUCUCCGGCAGGGAGUGAAUUUUGCAGUGGCAGGGGCACCUGCAAUGGAUGCUGCCUUCUUCGAAGGGAGGAAGAUUGUAGGUAUCAUGGCGAACAUAUCUUUGGGAGAUCAGAUCGAGUGGUUCAAAGGAUUGUUGCCUUCUCUUUGUCACUCACGAUCAGGCUGCCGCAAAUUCCUGAGGGGAUCUCUUUUUAUGGUGGGAUCAUUUAGCAGCAACGAUUACUACCACCCGUUCAACAAUGGAUGGAGCUUAGAAGAGAUCCGGACCUUUGUUCCUCGAGUUGUCAGUAACAUUAGUUCUGCAGUCCAUAUUCUGAUCAAACAUGGGGCCAUGACACUUGUGGUCCCAGGCGGUCUGCCUUUGGGCUGUUUUGCCUCAGUUCUGACAAUUGGAGCGAGCUGGGACAAGGAAGACUAUGACAAUGAAACUGGUUGUCUAAAGAGAUGGAAUGAGUUACUCCAGUACCACAACCAUCUACUGCAAAUAGAGCUGGACCGGAUGCGGGACCUCCACCCUCAUGCUACCAUCAUCUACACUGAUUAUUACAAUGCUGUGUUGCGUGUCUACCGCUCUCCUCUUCAAUUCGGAUUUAGCAAAGGAGCUCUGUUUGCAUGCUGUGGAUUCCGUGGUCCUUACAAUUACAACUCCUCUGUCCCAUGUGGUACCCAUGAAGCACGAGUCUGCAAUGACCCAUCCUUGUAUUGGAACUGGGAUGGGAGCCACCCCACGGAAGUUGGGCAUAGAUUGAUUGCAGACGCUGUAAUCAGUGGACUAUAUGCCUUUCCACCCAUUAUUAGUCCAUGUCCACCACUGGGAUCACAUGUUAAACAACCUCAUCGCCGCAUCAAGAGCCGGAGUUUAAAAGUAUCGGUGUAGCACAUGGUAUCAUUGAUAUGCUACCCAAUGGCCCAUACAAAUAUAUGCAGUUAGCAAAUGUGGUGAAAGUUACUCAAUUCCUCAUAGGAUUUGGAAUUGCAGGUGGGUAUAACUCCUAUGCUCGCUAUGGUCAUUACGUUUCCUCUACUCUUGAGUUAUAAUUACAACUUUAAAAACAUAUUGCAUGUGAUUGUGAUCGAUGGGCCAGCACGCUUUCUUCCACCAAUGUUUAUGUCAUGAGAGUGGAAAUAUAAGUAAUGGCUAUUAGCACUUA